This is a messenger RNA of Gopherus flavomarginatus (Mexican gopher tortoise), 5874 nucleotides long. RefSeq names its product testis expressed 55 (gene TEX55). The record is from RefSeq and is a predicted model, not a curated record. The coding region runs from base 60 to 704 and encodes 214 amino acids. Lineage: Eukaryota; Metazoa; Chordata; Testudines; Testudinidae. Gene Ontology annotation, cellular component: nucleus. The transcript has 4 exons.
GUGCCGAGAGACAGAAAAGGCCGGGACGGCUGGGCGAUGAAACGCGCUUCUGCUCCGGGAUGGAGGGGCCGGGGCAGCCAGAGCCUGAAGAAGUAGGAAUGACUGAAGUGCAGGAGCCUGUUGAAUCACCAGCAGCAGUGAUUGAGUCACCGGGGGACCAGUCACCUAUAGUUGAAUUGCCGACAUCAGUGGACCAGUCACCUAUAGUCAAAUUGCCAACCUCCGUGGACCAGUUACCUACAGAUGAAUUGCCAGAGUCUGUGGCCAGAUUACUCAUGGCUGAAUUUCCAGAGGCCGAGGCUGAAUCAUCCGUGGCUGAAUUGCCAGCUGUAGCCCAAGUACCCGUGUAUGAAUUGUCACCGUUUGUGGGCAAGCCACCUGUGGCUGAACCAGCAGAGACUGUAGUCGGAACACCUGUGGCUGAAUCAGCAGCAGUGGUCAAAUCACCAGAAGCUGAAGAGCCUAUGGUGUAUGAAGACCCCUUUGAAGUUUCCCUUAUGUACAUGGAGAAACAUAACAUUCUGCAGAUAUUUCAGGAGAUCACUGAAAACUUGGUGUAUGAGAAGCCCGAUGACCCCUUGCAGUUCAUGUUGCUGCAGGUGCAGUCCAUGAUGAACAAGCAGCUGGAAAUGGAGGAGGAAGAGGAGGAGCUGGGUGGUGACAGCUUCUACACAGCAGAGGACUUUCCUGGUGGCCACCAGUGACCUUGGCAACAUGGUUGUUAGCACAGGGCCUCUGGCUAGCACUGCACUCUCACACUUGGUGGAAAUGGUUUUGAACAGGUCUGAUGGUAACUGAGCUUUCUGACUUCUCUUGUUCUGGGUACUGCACUUCCAACUGCUUGUAAAUUAUGCAACAGCAUGUUAUCAUUGAUACACAGACCUCCUAAGAAACACACACACAACCUCCUGAACAUUCCUGCCAAACCCACCACACAGCUUGUACACACAGAGGCUACAUUUCUGUGCACACAGACCCUGCAGCUCUGAUCACACAUAUGCCCAGACAACAGCACAAACCCACAGCAGUGAGACUUAAUGGCUGUAUACCCAACCAGCCCUUGAACCCUUACACAUGUCUCUACCUUCUCUGUUCUGUUUUUUUGGGGGGUGCGGUCUGUCCCAAGCUGUCAUAUAACAAUCCACUAUAUAACAGUUUGGAACUCCAGUGUCCACACUGGGAGGGAAAUUUCUCUGUCCUUCUCCUUCCCAGAACCCCCUUGCCCCACACUGGAAGGGACGGUUUCCCCCUCAGCUAUCCCUGCUGAGUUCAGAUCACUCUGUCCUUUUGUAUUCUUCUCUCUCUCAUGGCAUAUACAAUUCCUAUACGCACACAACUAGAAGGUGAAGUUAAGGUUGCAGAGACGUGUGGCUUCAGAGCAUAUCACCCCUUAAAAAUACUAGUUGAAUGAAAAACAAAAAGAAGUGUUAGAAACCCAGGAAAUUUAGAGUUAAAGGGUACUUCUCAAACAAGUAAAUCAAAUUACUGUUAUCUGUCAUUCAAGUUACGUAUACGUAGGAUGACCAUAUUUCCCAAAGGAAAACGGGAUACCGUGCAGGGCUGGCCCAAGCACCUCCCACACCAGGGCUGGCUGGAGCCACUCACCCAAGCCUCCCUCUCUUCCUCACAGGGCCUGAGCCGCUCACCUGAGCCCUGCUCUCCCCUACGCCAGAGCCCUGCCUUCCGCCCCAGGCUGGCAUCGCACCCCCCCUCCCCGAUGUUCAUCUGCACCCCACUUUUUUGGAAAAAGUGGGCUUUUGUCCCAUUUGCUCUUACCAACUGAUCAAGUUGGCAAGACCAAAUGAGACAAAGGUCCACUUUUUCCAAAAAAGUCGGGACGGCUGUGACAGGGCUUAAAAAAGGGACUGUCCUGGGCAAAAUGGAAUGUAUGGUCACCCUACUUAUAUGGUCCUCAUCACCAUAGUAUCUGAGUGCCUAUCUCCAUCGCCUUAGAAAUGUCUGCCUACACUGCAGGUAUAGAAAAUGUGCACCGUAGAACACUGGCUUUAUAAUUUAUUUCAUGCAUACCUAUCUCCAGUACUUAGUGUGCUGUUUUGGCACCACACUGACCUUUGCUCAUUUUAGGUAAAUGCUUUAAUAUCAUGAUCUAGGUCUUUGAGGUUUGUAUAUAGUCACAUGCUAGCUCUGUAUCUAAUGGCAUUUGAAUAGUUACCUAAUGCCGGUCCUUUCCACUCAAGGAUCUCCAAGCACUCAGAACUAUUAGUUAAUCUGCUGUAUUCCAUUUUAGAGGCACAUGAGUGCCAUCUUUCGUUUCCAAAUAGAGCAUGAUCUUGUAAGGCAAGGAGGGCCAGAUUUUUACAGACCUUUAGGUGUCUAAAGAUGCUAAUAAGCACCUAGUGGGUUUUUAAAGUGUCCUUAGCAGGUUAGGUACUUAACUCCUAUUGAAUCACUUAGCCGCUUUUGAAAUUCCCAUUAGGUGCCUAUCUGGCCCUGAGUGCCCUCAGCACCUGAGAGAACUGGACCCUUAAUGAAAUCUGGGGAAUGAUUGUUUUCAGGCUGGUGGUAUUUGUCUAACCAAGACUUUUUGUAAAACCCUUUGAUGUGCACUGGGUAUGACCAUUAGGAAAGCUGGAAAGCAGCAGCAUUACUGUAUGAUUAAGACUGAAGCUUUCUAGCUUUUUGUGGCUACCUAUCAAAACUUCAUUUGAGAUGGAUAAGUUAGUGUGUCUUUCUGAUUCUUUUGUCAGGAUAUUGCUGUGAAACAGAGUUAAGGUGCCUGGCUUAAAAAAUGCAACUUUAACUCUGAAUUGACUGGGUUUCUAACAUUUAAGCAUUGUGUUUUGUGGUUUGUUUUUUAAUUUCUAACAUUCCUGAAAGGCCAUAUGCAUUCAAACCAUUGAUGAGCCUGCAGCUGUAACUUCACAUUACUGAAGUUUUUUGUGGGGGGAAUUUCCUCAGUUUCUUUUAAAUGGCCCUAAGGUUGGCUGGAGAGGAACCCUGACCUUUUCCCACAAAUCCUGUGAGUUUUGCAAGAGGGGAGGCUCAAACUGGCAGUCCUUAGAAGGUCCAGGGGAAAGAAUACCUCGUGGGUCUGCUGACUGCAUCAACUUCUGCUACUAACAUCUCCACCCAUUCUUGGAGGGAAGGCUUCCCGUGGGUGCACAUAAAGGGAGCUGAAUUCCUGCAAACUUCUGUAGGUCCACAGGAACAAGGCUCCUCUCCUGCAGGGACCAGGAGGUGCAUAGGAAUAUAGCCCCAUUCCUUUCAAUUGCGUGAUGUUUGAAGGACUGGAACUGGCUGCCUAUGGCUGGCAAGAGAGUUGGGGUGAGGACUGUAGAACUAAGAACAACUUCCUUAUUGUUCCUCAGGAGGUUCACUAGGAGAAAGGACUGGCUGAGAACAGGGCUUUGAUGGGGGUAACUGUUACCCCAUUCCCCUGAACCUCCUGCAACCACAGAAAUAGGGAGACCCACUUGUGAACCUUCCAGUGGAAAAAUCUCCCCCCCCCCCCCCGCCUUUUGACGAGCCUUCCAAGUUGACCACAUUACACUUUUAGCUCUCUCUUUGCAAGGAAAAGGGCUGAGUACUUACAUUUUAGAAAAAAAUGAAAGCUAAGGUCUCCAGCAAUCACAUGAUGUCUUGUGUUCAGAUUACCAGAGCUGACCUUCCUGGCAGCGUUACAGAGUGAAAUUUAAAUAACUCUUAAAAAUCAAAUUUUAAAAACUAUAUUUUGGACCUGGGUAUCUCCGCUAAGGGAGUCCAGUAAAGUAGAUUUUAUCACUGUCCUUUCUAUCCGAAGAAUUAUGUGAAACCCCCGACAUCUCUAUUUGGGAUGUCAUAAAUCAGAACCCCCUUGUCCCGUUUGCUUCAAAGUUAGCAAAAAAAUUAAAAUCUGUCUUAGCCACAGCUAUAACCAGAUAAUUUUGAGGGUGAUUUUUGAGGCUUUGCAGGGCAGGAGAGAAGGGGGUUCUAUCAAGGGGAAGAGGGAGCAAAUUGGAGUUUAAAAUGGAAACUUAGUUGCAGUCUUGCCUUUGGAAGGGCUGUCCCUGUUCUGUAAUGUUUCACCCUAAGCCAUAGUUCCCUGUUGAUCAGUGGAUACACAGUGGCACAACUGUCUCUAAUAGCAACUGGCAAACUUCUUGUUGUCUUCAAUGCUCUGAAGGAUCUCUCAGUUCACUGUGGGACAUGGUACCAUCCCUCAGACUAUUUCAUAUACAAAUCUGACUAUUCUAUAUGGGUUCUUAAACUGUGCUCAUCACCGUAGUAUCUGAGUGCUUUCCAGUGGUGUAUUAUGCAAUGUGACUAACAUCUGUCACGCAUUGUUAGCACUGUUGCCAACUUUCAUGCCGUAAAUUGGCACUCCGACUUUCACAAUGAGCCAAAAAUCAAGCUAAUCCCAUUUCAAAACUGGGCCAAAACAAGCCAAUCCCUAAGAACCCCAACACUGUAUGUGACUAGAUUCCCCCUGCAUGCUGUCUAGGACUGUGGUGGACCUGCUGUGCACCCCAACUCUCUCCUCCCCUUGCCCAUCCCUUCUUGCCCCUGCUUGCCAGGAGCCAAUCAAAAAAAAAAGAAGCAACAAGGUACAACAAGCUACAAGCUAAAAACUAGCCAACAAGCAACUCACAAGCCAAUUAAGCUAAAAACAAGCCCAAUUUCUGUGGGUUUUUUUGUGGGUUUGGCAUGUCUGAUUGUUAGUUCUCCCCCUGCAGAGAGAAUGAGAGAAGUGUGUGCAAUAGAGUGUCUUGUUUGGGUAGGGGGGCGAUUUGUUUUGCUUAUUAAUGUAUACACUCCUCUGCACUUGGAGCGGAAGGUGGUGAGGUUUGCAAUUGUCCUUAUCUCCUGAGGUAGUUCAUGCCACUGUCUAGGACCCAGUUUCAGAGGGGUAGCUGUGUUAAUCUGUAUCAGUAAAAACAAUGAGGAGUCCUUGUGGCACCUUAGAGACUAACAAAUAUAUUUGGGCGUAAGCUUUCACCCUUCUUGUCAACUGUUGGGAAUGGGCUACAUCCCCCACUAAUUGAAUUGGCCUCGUUAGCACUGACCCUCUACUUGGUAAGGCAACUCCCAUCUUUUCAUGUGCUGUAUAUUUAUACCUGCCUACUGGAUUUUCCACUCCGUGCAUCUGAUGAAGUGGGUUAUAUCCCACAAAAGUUUAUGUCCAAAUAAAUUUGUUAGGUCUCACAAGGACUUCUCGUUGUUUUUGUCUAGGACCAGCAUCCGAGAAAACUCUGUCACCUGCACAGAUGAGCUUUAUCUUUGUUGCAGAGAGAUCCAUUGACUGACAUAUACAGGCAUGACACUCAGCACUGGCAUGGUACAGAGCUGGUGGGACUCAUGGUCAUGCAUACAUAGGCUGCUCCAUGUACCCUUGCUAAUGAUCGAUGGAUAAGCAGAACUUGUAGGGACUGCCCACAAAGAAAUCAUAUCAGCCUCCAAAUUGAUUGAUUAGAUCUGAGGCCAAGAACAGAAUUUUUUGCAACGUCUCUGCAUGGGACAUAAAAUGAGCCAGGCUCCCCAACAAGAUGAAAGUGCUGUCUGAGUACAGCCUCUGAUCGUGUGCACAGAAAUGUUAUCGCUCUGUUGAUUAAAGUGCUUUUGCAAAGAUCAGCCACACCCUCUGCUGUGCUUUUUACAUCAGGCAGAAUGUCUAGAUGGGCUCUCUCUUCAAUGGUCAGCUGCUUAUGGCAUGGUGCAUUACUGCAUGAUAAAGACUUAUUGGGAUGAAAUAAUCACUGUAUGACACUUCUUAAAGUUGCCCUAACUCUACUGAUUUCAAAGGUGUUACAAUUAGCCCCCUCCAUAUAGUCUAGGCAGCUUAAUUGGCUAAUUUGGCCUAAUUCAGCUCUUGCAGAGCAGGUGGGGGGUACACCCCAUCACAGGUCUGAACAUAGAUAUAGGCGGCAGGUUCAAGCC